Messenger RNA from Monopterus albus (swamp eel), 8628 nucleotides. RefSeq names its product microtubule-associated protein 1B (gene map1b). Gene Ontology annotation, molecular function: actin binding; microtubule binding. The record is from RefSeq and is a predicted model, not a curated record. Gene Ontology annotation, cellular component: microtubule associated complex; neuronal cell body; microtubule. The coding region runs from base 260 to 6415 and encodes 2051 amino acids. The transcript is spliced from 7 exons. Gene Ontology annotation, biological process: microtubule cytoskeleton organization; regulation of microtubule depolymerization; axonogenesis. NCBI's taxonomy places the organism in Eukaryota, Metazoa, Chordata, Actinopteri, Synbranchiformes, Synbranchidae.
GGUGACUUCCGGGGGCGUUUGAUUCGUUGCGGAUGACAUCAGCUGUAGAGUGAGUGUGCGGAAAAACCACAAGGCGCCCUCUUCUCCCCCCGGUUACUUAAUGUGACACAAUGUCUGCUGGCAUAAAAAGCUAGGGCCACUCCUAUCAAAGCUCCACUUGUAUGUCUGGAGACCGCUCCGGUGCUCUGCAUCGAAUAAAGGGAGGAGGCUGCUGCUGGGACCCUGCUUGCGCACAGGAAAGAAAGAGACAGAGGAAAGGAUGGCUACCCUGGUAGAAUCUGCAGAUCUGGAGACUUUAGGUGGCCAAAGCAACACCGGGGCAUCUCCGACAUCCCCCAGCCCUUCACAUCACUUCAACGACAGCAAAUUCUACCUGCUGGUGGUUAUUGGGGAGGUCAUAACGGAGGAACACCUGAAGUGUGCCAUUGCGGACAUAGAAAAAGGGAUUCGCUCAUGGGACACCAGCCUCAUCGACUGUAAUCUGGACCAGGAGCUCAAGCUAUUUGUCUCCCGACAUUCAGCUCGUUUCUCUGCAGACGUCAGAGGGCAGAGAAUUCUUCACCAUAAAAGUAACGUCCUGGAGACAGUUGUGCUUAUCAACCCUUCAGAUGACGCAGUCAGUACCGAGGUUCGUUUGAUGAUCUCAGACACUGCCAGACACAAGCUUCUGGUUUUGUCAGGGCAAUGCUCUGAAAACACUGGGGAGCUGAUUCUUCAGUCUGGAUCUUUCUCUUUCUUCAAGUUCAUAGACAUAUUCACCGACCAAGAGAUUGGUGAAUUGCUCAGCACCAUUCACCCAGCAAACAAAGCCAACAUUACACUCUCCUGCCCUGAACAAGGUGACUGGAAAAACUCUAACUUGGACAAACACAACCUGCAGGACUUCAUUAACAUGAAACUAAACUCCACUCUCAUACUCCCUGAAAUGGAGGGCCUCUCUGAGUUCACAGAGUAUUUAUCUGAAUCAGUAGAGAUCCCGUCUCCUUUUGACAUGUUAGAACCACCAACCUCAGGUGGGUUCCUCAAACUCUCCAAACCGUGUUGUUACAUUUUCCCCGGUGGCCACGGUGACGCUGCUCUCUUUGCUGUAAAUGGCUUCAACAUGCUCAUUAAUGGUGGCUCAGACAGAAAGUCGUGUUUCUGGAAACUGGUGAGACAUCUUGACCGGGUGGACUCAAUCCUCCUGACGCACAUUGGUGAUGACAACCUACCAGGCAUCAACAGCAUGCUGCAGAGAAAGAUUGCGGAGAUGGAGGAGGAACAGUCACAGGGAUCGACAGCUAACAGUGACUGGGUAAAGAACAUGAUUUCUCCAGAUAUCGGUGUUGUGUUUGUGAAUCUUCCUGAAAACCUGGAUAGCCCUCAGCCUAAUUACAGAGUACGGAGGAAUAUCGAGGAGGCAGCAUUCACUCAGCAGUUCCUCACCAAGCUCAAUUUAAGGACAGAGCCUCUGGGAAGGCCUGUUGGAAACACUAUAGAACCAAUCAUACUUUUUCAAAAAAUGGGUGUUGGGAAGCUUGAGAUGUAUGUGCUUAACCCAUCAAAGAACAGCAAGGAAAUGCAGCACUUUAUGAAGCAGUGGACAGGUAGUGAAAACGAUACCACUUCCAUUCUGCUGCCAAAUGGAAAAGAAAGUGAGUUCCCUGUCUCUUACUUGACUUCUAUCUCAGCACUCAUUGUGUGGCACCCUGCAAAUCCCUCAGAUAAGGUUGUACGUGUUCUCUUUCCUGGAAAUGCCAUCCAACAUCACAUUUUUGAAGGCUUAGAAAAGCUAAAGCACCUGGACUUUUUGAAGCAGCCAGUUGUCACUCAAAAAUUGAUGUCUUCUAAUAUGCCAUCAACACCAACACUAAAGCAAGCUCAGAUGAAACACAGAACAGAUAGCAAAGAGAGCCUAAAGUCUACCCCAAAGCCAUCUCCAAGCAAGAGCAUCAGAAAGGAAUCAAAGGAUGAAGCACCAGAAAAGGCAAAGACAGAUGUAGAGCCAACCAAUGAAACAGCACAAAAAACUGAGAAGAAAGAAAAGGUUCCACUGAAAAAAGAAAAGGCAAAAGCACCUGAGAAAGAAUCUAAAGCAAAGACAGAACAUGAAACUCCUGAAAAGAAGAAGUCUGAAAUAAAACCCAAAGUUGAAAAGGAAAAAAAUAUUAAGAAGGAGACCAAACUGUCUGUGGAAAAGAAAAGGGAUAUUAAAAAAGAAGUCACAAAGAAAGAUGAUACGCCCAAACAAGAAAGUAAAAAAGAUGAAAAAGUAAAGAAAGAAGAGGCAAAGAAGGUUACAAAAAGGGAUAUCAGAAGAGACUCACCUCUGAAGGAGAAGAAGGAAGAAAAGAAAGAGCAAAAGAAGGAUGUCAAAAAGCCCUCUAAAGACAUAAAGAAGACAUCUGCUGUGGGGGAGGAAAAGAAUCUAAAACCAAAGACCCUGAAAAAAGAUGAUGCCUCAAAGAAAGAUGCAGGAACCCCAUCAAAGAUAAAAGAGAAAGGAAAGUCAAAGGUGACAAAGAAGGAGACAAAGGAUGAUAGCAGCAAACUUGCAGCUAGUGCUGCUACUGUUGCAGAGGAUGCAGAAAAGGAAAGAGCUCUAAUGUCCUCACCAGAGGACCUCACUAAGGACUUUGAGGAGCUCAGAGCUGAAGAGUUGGUGGAGGAUGAUGCGACUGUGCAACAACAUAAGGAAGAAGAGUCUGUGAUGAUCCAUCAUGAAGAAAUAAUACAGACCAAAGAGUCACCUGAAGCACUGGAGUCUGUGGACGAGGGUAUAACAACAACAGAGGCUGAAGGAGACAGUGGAGAGACUCCAGACGAGCAAGUUCUUAGGACAAAAAAUGGAAGUGCAAGUGAGAAGUUUGAAGAUGAGGGCACUGUAAUGGAGGAGGCAUCUGAGGGAGGGGAUUAUGAAGAAAAAGGAGAGAUUGAAGAAGUCUAUGAACCACAGAAGAGAGAGAUAGAAGAAGUCUAUGAACCACAGAAGGGAGAGAUAGAAGGAGUCUGUGAACCACAGAGAGUAGAAUCAGAUCAAGAUAAACUCACUCCCAGUGAAAAUGACAAACAAGACAGGCAUGAUGACAUCAAACCAGCAAGGAGUGUUGAGGAUAAUGAUGAUGUAAUUAAUAAAAAUGUAGAAGACAAGCUUACAAGUGAAAGAGCAACCGAGAAACAACAUAUGUUUGUAUCAGCCUCACCUAAAGUGUCCUCACCUGUUUCUCCAGCUGCAUCUAUCCGUGAUGAAAUGCUUCCAGUUGGCUUUGAGAGCUCAACAGCCUCAGAUGAUGAAAACCGAGAUGAAGCUGCUGAGGACUACACUGUCACCUCUGGCCACACUCAGUCCACCAUUGAGAUCUCCAGUGUUCCUACUCCCAUGGAUGAGAUGAUGACUCCUAGGGACAUUAUGAGUGACGAAACCACCAAUGAUGAGACUGAAUCUCCUCCACAUGAUGUUGGAAAGUUUGAGACAUCAGUAUCUGGAGAGUAUGAUAGGAAGAAGCUCUCUCCACUGCAGGACAUCCCAGGGUCAGAUCACUCUCCGAGUCAUGCCACAGAGGGCCAGGAUUACAACAACUCUGCUUCUACUCUAUCUCCACCUUCAUCGCUAGAAGAAGACAAAUUCUGUAAAAACCUUCCCUCUGUGGGGAAAGGACUCACCACAACUCAAGAGUCAUAUGAGAAGUAUGAUGCAGACUCAAUUAGACUCAGUUCCACUUCCACAGCAUCACCUCUUGUUCGUUCUCCCUCAGUGGAUCACAAAGAUACAUUUGACUCUCCACCAAUGUUUGCUGCUCCAAUAGAACUGUCUACCACACUGGCAAAGUGCACCACCUCAAUAGAUGAUUACUCCAUCAGCCCAGAUGAAAAGACAUUGGAAGUAGCUAACUCGCCUCAGUCCUCAGGACACACACCUUACUAUCAGUCACCAGUAGAGGAAAAAGCAGGAGCUCUACCUGUGUCAGAUGACAAAGCAGAAGGCCCAGUAAUCGUAGAGGUCACAAGUGAUAAAGAGGAUUCUUCCAACAGAGUUACCCCAGAACCUGGUCAACCAGAACCUGAAAGUUUCUCCCAUGUAGAGAGGGUAAUGUCCUCUCAAAAAAGCCCACCUCCAACUGAGCCUGAUUCUCCCACAAAGAAGGAACAGUCACACUUUGAUAUAGAUGACAAGAAAACUGGAGAUAACGGCCAUGAGCCUGUUUUGUCCUCAGCACCAACUAAACUUGAAUCAGACACCAGUCACUUCACUGUGUUCAAAGAAGAAAGUAAAAUGUCCAUUUCAGAGGGUACCACAUCAGACAAGUCAGGAACCCCUCUGGAGGAAGUGGUGGCAGAAGACACAUUUUCACAUUUAGCUUCAGCAUCCACGACCUCCCUGGCCACCAGCUCCUUGCCGGAGCCCACCACCGAUUCUCCUUCUCUUCACGCAGAGGUAGGCUCUCCUCACUCAACAGAAGUAGAUGACUCUCUGUCUGUGUCCAUGGUUCAGACCCCAACUACCUUCCAUGAGGCUGAAGGAUCUCCAUCCAAGGAAGACAGCCCCAGGCCAAUGUCAAUCUCCCCAGAUAUCUCACCAAAAACAAAAAGCCAGCCACAGGUACAGGACACAAAAUCCCCAGAGCACUCUGCCAUGUCAAUAGAGUUUGGCCAAGAGUCCCCUGACCACUCCUUAGCUAUGGACUUUAGUAAGCAAUCCCCAGAGUACUCAUCUAUAGGAAGCAGCUCCCGUGCUACAGAGAAUGGCCCAACUGAGGUUGACUACAGCCCUUCAGAUGGAACUGGUGUAAGACCUGUAUCUGGAGAGCCUAUCUCCACAGUAGACAAGUCUUUGUUUUUUGAAGAGAGUGAUUCAAUUCGUGCCACUUCUGCAACCCCAUCAGAUGCAUCUCAGUCCACACCAUCAGUUACAACCCCAUGCCAAAUGACAGAGAUACCACAUGUCAUGGGUGAGCAGACAGAUAAGUCUCCAGUGACCCCUAAAGCAUCUUCUCUCACCCACUCUCCCCAUUCUGAUGAACCAUCCCCAGUGCUAGGGAGUUCCCCAGUUAAAGACAGCACCAGCCCAAUUUCACCAUCUGCUGAGAUCAUAGGUAAUAAAUCUGACACACAGCAGAAAUAUGACAAGUCACCCUCACCUCCCAAAGCUACUUCUCCUUCUUCUAAUACCUUUUUAAAAGAAGAAAUAUUUUCCCCAGCAAAGGAGAAGAUUCCAUUUAAAUGUGAGGAUUCUACACUUGAGGCAAAAUCUCCUACAAGCCCCAAAGUUCCUUCCCCAUCAUGUCUACCUCUCUCCUUUGAUUCAUCUAAUUACAAUUAUGCCUGUGGGUCCAGGGGCCCAGAUUCCACUAGGAGGAGCCCCUCUGCUUCAUCUAAGGCAGAUGUCGACCUCUGCCUAGUGACUUCAUGUGAGUACCGUCACCCCAAGACAGAACUGUCCCCAUCUUUCAUCAACCCAAACCCUUUAGAAUACUUCAUCAGUGAAGAGAACAGCUUGGAUGAAGAAAAGCCUCUGGCCAAGUUAGGAGGAGGGCCCCCACCUCCUGGGGGUAAGCUUUCCAUCAAGCAAUGUGAGGAGACCCCACCCACAUCCAUCAGUGAAUCUGCCCCCUCCCAGACAGAUUCAGAUGUUCCACCAGGGACAGAGGAGUGCCCCUCCAUUACAGCAGAUGCUAAUAUUGACUCUGAAGACGACUCUGAGACUCUGCCCACUGACAGAACCUUGACAUACAGGCAUGCUGAUCCUCCUCCAGUAGGACUCAGGGACUCUGCUCCAUCCUUAGGCCACCAUGAUGUCUGUAUGGUGGACCCAGAAGCCCUCAAGGCCGAAGAAAACCUCCAAAAUGCAAACACAGAUGGAGGAGAGAAAUCCAAGAAGAAAAAACUCUCAAAAAAGUCGUCAUCUCCAGCUAAGAAGAGCAGUCUAUCAAAAGUCAAGGACACGAAGACUGCCUCUCCAAAGAAGAGUGUUGGAGAGGGCAAAGAUGCCAAAAAUGCAACUAAUACCUCUGCAUCCAGAGGUGUAAAAAGUGCCACAUCGGGUACAAACAGUGGAAAGGUAUCAGGUGGGCUAUCUCUGCCCAACUGUCCUCCCAUGUACUUGGAUUUGGUUUACAUCCCCAAUCACUGUAGUGCUAAAAAUGUGGACGCUGAGUUCUUUAAGCGAGUGCGCUCCUCUUAUUAUGUGGUCAGUGGCAAUGAUCAGACAGCUCAGGAACCCAGCAGGGCUGUCCUCGAUGCUCUGCUAGAAGGAAAGGCACACUGGGAAAACAACAUGCAGGUCACUCUGAUUCCAACCCAUGACACUGAUGUGAUGAGGGAGUGGUACCAGGAGACCCAUGACAAGCAACAGGAGCUGAACAUCAUGGUCCUGGCCAGCAGCAGCACCGUUGUCAUGCAGGAUGAGUCCUUCCCAGCUUGUAAGAUAGAGAUGUAGGCCUGUUUGGUAUGAGAUCUAAGGAUCAGGAGGCCUAGUAACUGAUAAUGAGAGGGAUCGUUAUUUGAGGAAAAAACAAAUCAAUGUAGUAUAAAACCUAAGCUGAUUCUUAAUUACUUCUAUAAAAAAAAAUGAUACUUCUUGAUUACUAAACCCUGGAAACAUAAAUAUCUCCAAUGAGGACUAACUACAAAUGAGCUUUGAGGGGCUCCAUAUGAAGAACAAUGUUUAAUUUAUAAACGAAUGUGUCCUUGAUAUUGGGAGCAUACUGUAAUUGCUACUGGGAAGAAACAAGAACUCAAACAUCCUGGCCAUGAUUGUCCAGGUACACUAACUCUAGUACAGCUCAAGUAAUUAUACAUUGAGUAUCUUAUGAUCAAACCCUAUGCGAGCUUUAAAUCAAUUUAAUUACUGUCAAAGAAUAAAACUGUUUAAUUAAUGGCUGUUAUCCACACCAAAGUGUAAAACAACAUGCUUUCUGUUAUUGCCUUAGGGAGUUAAAGUGAAUGUAGAACUGGUGAAGAACUGGUGCAACUAGCAAGAGUAGGCAGGUGAUCUUACACCCCGGAGGCUGAUCCAUAAAGGACUGUUAAAUGGUUACAUAUGAUGGUAAAUAUAAGUUAACAUGAAGGAAUACUCAACACUGAUUAGCAUUAAUAUGACAUCUAACUUCAUAUUCAUCACAGGCAACAGUGCCCCACACAUUGUGCAACUGUUCCUCAAGUUUUUAAGUCAGCUGGAUUUUAUUUUAAUGUAAAUGGAUGAUUUCCUUUUUCCUCUUGCCUGGUUUAUGUUGCUGCUAAUAUAUGAAUAUGAAUUUAAUGUUUCAAAUUUAAAAUAUGCUUGAUUGUUCAGAGAGCCUUUUACACUAUGCAACAGAAGGUUGCCUCAGAAUACUCUCCUUUCUCCUUGUUACAUCACUAAAACUAUCAUUUUUAAUAAUGUUAACGUUUUUAAGAGGGCAGUCUUUUAUUUCAGAUUGUUUUAUUUACAGAUUUUAAGUUAUUUAAUAAGAAAAAGUCAGAUCUUGUUUCUGUCACCUGUUUUUAUGUAAUCACUGAGUUAUGGAGGAGCUAGCCUUUUCCCAAUGUAAAGCUGGGGAUGCAGGAUAUUUUCAUAAACCUUAAAAUGUCUUGUUUUUCUAAAGCAUUGUAUUAUAAUUAUAAAUAACUUUGUGGCCAAUAGAAUGGGAUGGCUGGAAUACAUGUAUGAGUUAUGACAGAUUAGGGUUUUUUGCUCUUUUUUAAUGGGCAUUUUGCUCAGACUUGUAUUAAGAACAACAGGGCUGUAUAGGCUAAAUAAAUAAAUGUGAGGAGCAUUUUAUGAUUUUUGCAAGUUGUGCCAUGACAUUGUGUACUACAAUAACUCAAGCAGUUGCCCAUGGCACUGUAUCACUGUAAAGCUUGAUUUUGGGUGCAGCACAGUGUAGAUUUUCAGGUUGUUGGGAGCACUUAGGGAGGGUGUGAACUUUAGCCACGAUGAAAUGGAAACAGCUUCCAGUAGAGGCAUAGCCUUGACAGGGGCAGCACACAGAGGUUGGAGUGAGUGACGUGUGUGUUUUAGAUGAAAGCAUGUAAAACAAAACUUGACACUUUAAACACAAAUAUGACAUACAAAGCUAACAGUACAGAGGCCACAGAUCAACUUUGAUAGGCCAGCUUUUGGAGAAACAUUUAACAAAUCACAUCUUGACGAUUACCGACUUUGCUACUUUGGGCAGUUCAGUCAACUCACCAAGCUCACCAGAUAUUUCAUAAAUGAUGCCAGGUGUUCACUAUAUAGUACUACAGACAAGUUUUCCUGCAGGGGAACUUCAAGUCAACACCAUGACUAUACAGUCAAUCAGCAACAAACAUACAAACUCUGAACUUACAUUUCUCUUUUCUCUGCACUUCCUCUAUUUAUCUCUCUACAGUAUCUAUUUAUCUCUGCCUUUUCUCCUUCUCUUUCUCAUGGGAGGACUUUAAUAAUGUUUGUCUGCAGCUGUGUGGUAUAUUUGUCUUGUGACGUUGCAUCCUCUCUGCCCUUUUCCCAAACUAAUAUGUAACCUAUAGCAGUUAGUUUCAAGUGAAAGUAUUCCUUCGUGCUUUAUGAUGUUUGUGGGCAAUAUUUCCUCUACCCAUAUUGCAAAUCACUUAAUGUAAGAGGAACCACUACUAGAGAACAAACAUUCAAAAACAACCACAAUAAAAUGUUGUGAAAAACAAAGAUUU